Zophobas morio is the source of this 2058-nucleotide messenger RNA. RefSeq names its product mitochondrial Rho GTPase 1-A-like. Lineage: Eukaryota; Metazoa; Arthropoda; Insecta; Coleoptera; Tenebrionidae. Gene Ontology annotation, biological process: mitochondrion organization; small GTPase-mediated signal transduction. The record is from RefSeq and is a predicted model, not a curated record. The coding region runs from base 1 to 2058 and encodes 685 amino acids. The transcript has 23 exons. Gene Ontology annotation, cellular component: mitochondrial outer membrane. Gene Ontology annotation, molecular function: GTPase activity; calcium ion binding; GTP binding.
AUGGCUAACCCUCUUCCCCCAACUGACAACGGUCUUUUCGAUAAGUCGUGUAAUUUGGGAUGUAAAAGCACUAUUCAGGUAAUCCAGGUGGUGGCUUUCCGCGUACAAGCGCUCUUUUCAAAGUUGAUGGAAAGUAUGAAAUCUGAUAUUCGUGUAACUGUUGUGGGAGAUGGAAAAGUCGGGAAAACUUCUAUAAUUAUGUCUCUAGUUAGUGAUGGUUUUCAUCAAAAAGUUCCUCACGUCAUCUCCGAAAUUGUAGUUUCGCCUGAAAUAACAGGCGAGCCUGUUACUACCAGGAUUAUCGAUACCUCUCCAAAUGAAAUAGAAGUUUUAAAUAAGGAACUUAAAAAGGCGGACGCCGUAAUUCUAGUGUAUUCCUUCGAUAAUAUAAAAACUUUGGAACGUUUAGAAACUUUUUGGCUCCCUUUUAUACGGGAAGCUCAAGGAAAUGAGAACGGAAAAUCAGUAAAUAUAGUGCGGCCUAUUAUUAUUGCAGGAAAUAAAUUUGAUUUGGGAAUUAAAACAAACGAUUUUGAGGAACAGAUUUACUUCAUAAAACAGAAAUUUACUGGAAUCGAGCACUGUUUUGAAACUUCGGCUAAAAACUUUUAUAAUAUCGCUGAGCUCUUUUCUUGUACUCAACAAGCCAUAAUUCAUCCAAUAGCAGUCCUUUACAAUUCUGCGCAGAAAAACUUGACAGAAAAAUGCGCUGGAGCGUUUUCUCGCAUAUUCAAACUUGCUGACAAAGAUCGGGAUGGCGUCCUCAACGAUCACGAAUUGAUAGCAAUGCAGCGCUUUUGCUUCGAUAAGCCGCUUCAGUAUCAGGAGUGCGAGCGCGUGAAAAAGGUACUUCAAAGUAAAUACGAAGAUGGGCUAACGAAUGGUUGCAUAAACGAGAAAGGGUUUCUGGGGUUGCAAGUCGCUUAUAUUGAAAAUGGGCGCGCCUCCACCAGUUGGACAAUCUUGCGUGCGUUUGGCUACGAUGAUCAUCUUGAUCUUCGCGCUGAUUUGCUGAAUCCACCACUAUUUGUUGAUAGCGAUCAGAUUGUUGAGUUGAGCUCGGCAGGAUUCCAAUUUCUAGCCGAAUUGUUUCUUUCCUGCGAUCUCGAUAACGAUGGUGCACUUUCAAAAAGCGAAUUGGAGCUUUGCUUUUCGAUAGUUCCAAAAAAUAUAUGGAAGGAAGACUUUGGGCCCAAUGAAAAUGAAAAUAUUUUUUUACAAGAAUUUUUGUGCAAGUGGGUUUUGUUAACUCUUUUAUAUCCACGUAAAACUUUGGUAUUAUUGGCUUUUCUCGGCUAUCCUUCCGAUAUUUUGGGUGCAAUAAAAAUUAGUGAACACAAACGUACUGGUUUCACAGGAAAAUCUCAAAGGAAAGUGUUUCGCUGUGGUUUGUUGGGUCCUCCCGGUUGUGGAAAAACUUCGAUGAUUCGAGCGCUGAGUGGUUCUCCUCCCUCAAUCAGGCUCGCUUCGCCUCAAAUUGAGGGAAACGAGCGCUCUGUGGUUGAACUGGACGAAGAAACAAUGAAAGAAGAAACCAAUGAACAUCGCAAGAAUUAUUAUGAAAGCGUGGGGAUUCACAGUUUUAGUGUGGAGGGCGUGGAAAAGUAUUUGGUACUGUUUGAAGUCCAUUCUGGCUCGGAUUGUACCUUAUCCGCAACUUUAAAUAAAAAGUUUGACGUGGCAGCAUUUCUCUACGAUUCGACCGAUCCCGGCUCGUUUGAAUACAGUGCAAAGCUCCAAUCAAAACUUGUAGAUCCGUAUAUUCCGUGCAUUUUUAUUGAAACUAAAGUCGAUAGGCCACGUGUCCCUCAAUUCUGUAAUUUACAACCACUCGAAUAUUGCAAAUUGCUGCGUCUUCCUUCACCUCGCUUUUUUUCUGUGCACGCUGAAAAUAUAGACCUCUUUACUGAUAUCGUGAAAAUAGCUAUGAACCCAUAUGUGUAUCUUCCAGAAGUUGAGGGGAAAAAGUUGGCAUUGUUAUUAAAAUUAACUGCUGUGGUUGCGGUGGUGGCAGUGACGGGGUUUGUUAUUAUUAAAACUAUUAGAUCAUUAAAAUAA